Messenger RNA from Polyodon spathula (Mississippi paddlefish), 3817 nucleotides. RefSeq names its product mitogen-activated protein kinase 14A. Gene Ontology annotation, molecular function: ATP binding; MAP kinase activity. The coding region runs from base 263 to 1348 and encodes 361 amino acids. The record is from RefSeq and is a predicted model, not a curated record. The transcript is spliced from 12 exons. Lineage: Eukaryota; Metazoa; Chordata; Actinopteri; Acipenseriformes; Polyodontidae. Gene Ontology annotation, biological process: protein phosphorylation; intracellular signal transduction. Gene Ontology annotation, cellular component: cytoplasm; nucleus.
GAUAAAGGCAUUGCAGGAGAGCAGCUACCGAGCGAGUGAACAAACCAGAGAUUUAAAAAAAAAAAAACACGCAAAAAAACAAAAACUGGGCUUCGCUGCAACCACCGUCUAUCCGAUCUACUGUUCGAUUUUCAAGCGCGCCUGGAUCUUUUUGCAACUGAGGGCGCUUGCAUGUAAAUGUUUAGGUUUAAAUUGUUUUAAAAAGCAGAAGUUCAGAAGUUGGCGUGGUACUGCUCGUGUAGGGGAUUCCGUUUCUGUAGGAAUGUCGCACAAGGAGAGACCCACUUUUUACCGACAGGAGGUCAACAAAACAAUCUGGGAAGUCCCGGAGCGGUAUCAGAGUCUGUCUCCGGUUGGGUCCGGUGCUUACGGAACAGUAUGCUCCUCCACUGAUGUCACAUCAGAACUCAAGGUGGCUGUAAAGAAGCUUUCCAGACCUUUUCAAUCCAUCAUUCAUGCAAAGAGGACUUACAGAGAGCUGCGUCUGCUGAAACACAUGAAACACGAGAACGUGAUUGGACUAUUGGAUGUUUUCACACCUGCAACAAGCCUGGAAGAAUUCAAUGAUGUGUACCUGGUCACCCACCUGAUGGGAGCAGAUCUGAACAACAUUGUGAAAUGUCAGAAGCUCACAGACGACCACGUGCAGUUUCUAAUCUACCAGAUUCUCCGAGGUCUCAAGUACAUACAUUCAGCUGAUAUAAUUCACAGAGAUCUGAAACCCAGUAAUUUGGCAGUAAACGAGGACUGCGAAUUGAAGAUUCUGGACUUCGGUCUGGCCCGUCACACGGAUGAUGAGAUGACAGGCUAUGUAGCGACGAGAUGGUACAGAGCCCCUGAGAUCAUGCUGAACUGGAUGCACUACAACCAGACAGUUGAUAUUUGGUCGGUCGGGUGCAUUAUGGCCGAGUUGCUCACUGGAAGGACCCUGUUCCCCGGCACAGAUCAUAUUGAUCAGUUGAAGCUAAUAAUGCUGCUCGUCGGGACCCCAGGGUCAGAGCUCUUGAUGAAAAUAUCUUCAGAGUCCGCCAGAAAUUACAUUAACUCUUUGCCUCACAUGCCAAAAAGGAACUUUGCAGAUGUGUUCAUUGGAGCCAAUCCAACAGCUGUCGACCUCCUGGAGAAGAUGCUGGUUCUGGACACGGAUAAGAGGAUCACGGCAGCCGAAGCGCUGGCACACCCCUACUUCACACAGUACCACGACCCGGACGACGAGCCGGAGGCAGAGCCCUACGAUCAGUCCUUCGAGAGCAGGGAGCUGGAGAUUGAGGAGUGGAAGAGGCUAACCUAUGAGGAGGUGAUCAGCUUUGAGCCGUCUCCUUUUGAUGCAGAUGAAAUGGAGUCUUGAGUUGUUGAAGUGCUGCUGUUCUUUCACACGCGUUUUCGUUUUCCUGUCGCACUGCAAGGACUUUCUCCCUUGCCGGACCUCUUCUAAACAUCAUUCAAGUGCCUGCUGUGUGUCAGUGAUGGGCUUGCUCUCUGUCUGGGUUAAAGGGUUCAGAAGGUUUCUAUACAGCUUGGACUGGGUUCUUCCUGCUUGUGGGUUAAACACCUGGCUUCUGUUUCAGGAUUGGGACAAAGUAUUUUAUUUUGUAUUUUUGUUGUUUUUCUACCAUAAACUUCAACUAAGGGUUUUACAGUAGAGAGAAUGAUUAGUUUAUAUUUUUUUUAAAUGUAAUUGAAUUCGGUCAUCUUUAAAGGCUGGUUAGUUGCUUUCUGAUGGAGCAUGGUAUCAGCGAUGAACAGCUACAGUAAUUAGGUGGUUCCUUUUCCAUCUAAUGGUGUUUUAUUUGGAAAGAGCCUGUGUUGCGAAUAAGAUUCGGUACCAUGCCAGUAGAUACGGCAAUCUGUGUGACUUGCGUAAUGUGCCCCACACCAGGAAUGUGGCUCUGAACACAGUAAUACACCACAGCAGUGAUAUUGUACUUCGAUCUCUAGAAGAAGAGACAUCCUCUUCUGAUAUGCAAGCCAGUUCAUACUGGUAUUGUGUUUUUAUGAUUUUGCGCUAUUUGGAAUGAAACAGUAUUAUAAAUUGAAUGCAUAUGAAAUACAGAAUAGUGCUAAGACCUGUCUUAAAUUGCAGCUUGGACGGAGUUUAUUUUUUUAAAUGCAAAUUAUCAGAUUAAAGGGUAAAUGGUAGAAAGAAACCUGAGUGUGUGUGUGUGUGUGUGUGUGUGUGUGUGUGAUUGUGUUUUUUUUUUUUUUUCUAAUUGAAAUAUUGUGCAAUUCAUCCUACACAGGUUCAUUCUCAUGUCUGAGGUUUCUAGUUAAAUUCUGAUUUCAAAACUUUAACAUAUCGUGUGUGUGAGAGAGAGCGAGAGAGAGUAAUCCUUGUUAAGGAAUAUGCUGUUUUCAAAGUAAAACAAUUUGUCCCAGUUUCUUUUUUUUUGUGUGUGUUGCCAUGUCUGGUCACUGUGACUGUUCAGUAUUUUCUACGUUAAGCUUUUGCCAGCACUUGUAAUUCAGAUAUGUUUGUAAGCCUUCAUAUCAAUGUAAUAGUGCAUGCACACUGUACACAGACCUGGGGAGCCCUCUUGUAAUAGUGCAUGCACACUGUGUACACAGACCUGGGGAGCCCUCUUGUAAUAGUGCAUGCACACUGUGUACACAGACCUGGGGAGCCCUCUUGUAAUAGUGCAUGCCCACUGUGUACACAGACCUGGGGAGCCCUCUUGUAAUAGUGCAUGCACACUGUGUACACAGACCUGGGGAGCCCUCUUGUAAUAGUGCAUGCCCACUGUGUACACAGACCUGGGGAGCCCUCUUGUAAUAGUGCAUGCCCACUGUGUACACAGACCUGGGGAGCCCUCUUGUAAUAGUGCAUGCACACUGUGUACACAGACCUGAGGAGCCCUCUUGAUUGUGAGCCAGGGAGCACCUCUCGCUUUAUCUUAGAAACGUUUUAGUUAUUUGAAAAUAAACCCUUUCUUUAUUAUUAUUAUUAUUAUUAUUAUUAUUAUUAUUAUUAUUAAUAUAAAUAUUAGCAGCGGUUUUUGGGGUGGGCAAUCGAAAGAGAGACCAAAAAUCUAACAUUGCAAACAGAGAAGCUGAAUGCAUUUCUUUAUAUGAACUGGUGAAGCGAUUUAAGGAAAGAGUGCUUUACUCCACGAGCGCGCACUUUCACCGUACCCUCUCCCAGGCUACGGGACAGGCCUGGUGGUCUGCUUCUCAAGUGAUUGUUAGACUGGAGGGGUUGAGAUGUACCUUGUACUCCCCCAGGUUCACACUCCCCAAUGCAGAACAGCAGGCUCUUGUGUGAGCGCUAGGACUGGAGUUUACAGCCCUUGCAGAUGUGUCUCCUCAGUUUGGACACGAGACACACCCAAUCCCAGCAAAGUCCGUUCAGGUAUAAAUAGAAUUAUUACAAAGUGCAGUUCAGAAUGCACGUAGCUAGAUCAGUUGUUCGGGGAGGGAGGGUAGUUUUUAUCGUGUUUUCAUUACAAGAUGUCAUUUACUCUCCUGUAAAGCAAUAUCUCUGACGAGCAUGUCUUUUCUUUUUGGUGUGUGUGGGUGUGUGUGUGUGUGUAUACGGGAUUUGGAAUGGGAAUGUUGAAAUGGUGCAAAUGUAAAAUAAAAAAAAAAAAGUUAAAAUACAAUAAAAUGAAAGUUAGCAUAACAAAUAUUUAUAAACGGGUGCAUCAUCACAAGUGUUUUUUAUUAUUUUUUUUUUUAAAUACACUUCCAUUAUACAGAGAUUCAAAUUCCCGUUCUGUUGUGUGCUCUUAACGAUUCGUCGUUGUGUUAAGUGAUUCAGUCUAGAGUAACCGUGCAACCGCUGUUUCAGACAAUAAAUAAAUAAAGGCAAUUAUUUUUCAAA